Tinamus guttatus (white-throated tinamou) is the source of this 1258-nucleotide messenger RNA. The record is from RefSeq and is a predicted model, not a curated record. NCBI's taxonomy places the organism in Eukaryota, Metazoa, Chordata, Aves, Tinamiformes, Tinamidae.
UGCAGAAAUAAGAAAAUAUGAUUAUGAUCCCAGUUUUGCAAUAAGAGGACUUCAUUAUGAUGUACACCGGGCUUUAUUAAUGAAAAUUGAUGCUUUUCAUUAUAUUCAGCUGGGAACAGUCUACAGAGGCCUCAGCGUUGUCCCAGAUGAAGAAGUCAUUGCGAUGUAUGAUGGUUCCCACGUCCCCUUGGAACAAAUGAGUGACUUUUAUGGAAAGAGCUCCCAGGGAAACACAAUGAAGCAAUUCAUGGAUAUCUUCUCCUUGCCAGAGAUGACACUACUCUCAUGUGUAAACGAACAUUUUCUGAAAAACAACAUAGACUAUGAGCCUGUUCAUCUGUACAAAGAUGUCAAGGAUUCAAUCCGAGAUGUCCACAUCAAGGGAAUAAUGUACAGAGCAAUUGAAGCAGAUAUUGAGAAAUACAUCUGCUAUGCGGAACAGACUCGGGCAGUGUUGGCAAAGCUGGCUGAUCACGGCAAGAAGAUGUUUCUCAUCACAAACAGUCCCAGCAGCUUUGUGGACAAAGGCAUGAGGUUCAUAGUAGGCAAGGACUGGAGAGAUCUCUUCGAUGUUGUCAUUGUUCAAGCUGAUAAGCCAAACUUUUUCAAUGAUAAACGAAGACCCUUUCGGAAGGUAAAUGAAAGAGGAGUGUUGCUUUGGGACAAAAUUCACAAAUUGCAGAAAGGCCAGAUUUACAAACAGGGUAACUUGUAUGAGUUUCUCAAGCUUACUGGCUGGAGAGGUUCUAAGGUUCUGUACUUUGGGGACCACAUUUACAGUGACUUGGCAGAUUUGACCCUGAAGCACGGCUGGCGCACUGGUGCGAUAAUUCCCGAGCUGCGAUCAGAGAUUAAAAUCAUGAACACAGAGAGGUACAUUCAAACCAUGACCUGGCUACAAACCCUGACUGGAUUACUGGAACACAUGCAGGUUCAUCGUGAUCCUGAUUCACAAAUGAUUUUAGAAGAAUGGAAGAAGGAAAGAAAGGAUAUGAGGGAAAUGAACAAGAAUUUCUUCAACGCACAGUUUGGAAGCUUAUUCAGAACCGAUGAGAAUCCAACUUACUUCCUACGACGCCUGUCUAGAUUUGCUGACAUCUACAUGGCAUCGCUGAGUUGCCUCUUGAACUAUGAGCUGGAUUACACGUUUUACCCCCGACGGACUCCUCUGCAGCACGAACUGCCAGCCUGGUCCGACCAGCCGUGCGCUGGCGCGUUCAGAGUUCCCUUCCUCCAAGAGACAGUUCAGAUCAAAUGA